AUGGCGUGCCCCGAUCGUUGCCCGGGACCCAACGUGCCGCACCACUGCAAGAAGGUUCCAGAGCCGUCCCUGCGAGAGCAGAUAGCUGCCUUGGCCGCUACAUUCAAGAAGACGCGCUCCCGCCAUGUGCCCACGAUCAACUCCUGGAUGUAUCGGAGAGCAGCUCCCUCCACACCCAUGCCUGCAAAGCUUGGGAUGCCCCCGAUGCCUUCUGGAGCAGCGGCUCCAGUUGAUGUUAGCACUGCAUCGGCUGCAUCCUCCAAGGGCUGGGAAGACUUGCAGGAGCAGACCAUGGAAGCGGAGGAGCAAGAGGUCACACAGGACUUGCAGCACUACUGGCACGACCCAGAAGACCAGGAGGCAGCGGAAGAGGUCGCGGAGCAGUGGCAUGCCGAAAAAGAGGAGAAGCAGGGCCGGACUUGGCGCAGCUGGGCGGAUCAGCAUGAGGAGGAGUACGGAGAGGAUGAAACGGCCGAAGAUCUGCACGGUGCGGAAGUGGCGGAAGAGGUUCUGAGGCCUCGUCCUAGGCAGCUGCGGCAGCUGCCAUCGACACCCUUGCCUGUCACUCCGGAGAACAGCGCAGCUGCCAAGCAACUCUUCAAGGCGGUUGCCGGUGUGCUGAACGGCGCCUAUGCCGAAGUUCCGGCUGCUUGCGCUGAUGCCGUGCGGCAGUGGCUACACACGGAGGAGUCCCUGGACCUUGUGACAGCCUCUGACGGCCUCGCGCUUGCCUUCCAAGCUGGGGCAGUGCCGAUCCAGGGCCUCACAACCUUAGCGUCUCUGCAGAAGCAAAUUGCAGUGGAGUGUCAGGAGAGCUUGCUGAUGAACAGCAUGGCAGCUCGAGUUUGCUGGCUAGCGGGGCAGCUCACUUCCGGCCGUGUGCCGCUCACAGAGUGGGAGACCUUCCAAAACUUGCGGAAGGCUCUGGAAGAGGCUGUGGAGGGCGAUUACCUCUACUCUGCCAAGCUUGAGUUUGUCAAAGCCUUGGCUGUCAUGGCAUGUUCAGGGUGCCAUGAGAGCCCUCUUCCUGCUAAGCUUUGUCAGAUCUGUUCAGGCAGCGGCCUGUCGCCAUGUGCCAAGUGUGCCGGCAGCGGUGUCUACGCGCAGCCUUGCCGCAGAUGCGACGGCCGGGGCCUACUGGGCCGCGCAACCAGCUGCCCAGUUUGUGGAGGCAAAGGCAAAAAGGUCCUUGGUGCCUGCAACGCUUGCACGGAUGGCAAGUCCGGCAAGCCUUGCCACGCAUGUGAUCAAGGCCGGCCAUUCUGCACGGAGUGUGCAGCUCAGCGACUAGAGGAAAGAAAGGCGGAAGACCGGGCAGCAGCACAGAGGCGUCAGCAGCGGACAUCGCAAGCGAGGGAACUGGGUCCACCUCCUGCAGGGGUGACCAUUGCUCGAGCGAGUGCAACCGACCUCGCUUGGUUGCAGAAUCUUUGGGACGAGCGCAGCCAAGACCACUACCACUACAACUACGGCUACAGCCAAGAACGAGGUGUGGUGGCAGCGUGGUCCAUCGACAACCCAUUGCUGAGCUGGCGCUUCGCCGAGCGCCGCAAAGAUCUGAAGCGACUUCUGCGGAGGGACCCAGAUGAGCUGGAUGGCUUUCACGGCUCAGCGCCGCAGAAUUACCUCUCCAUCAUCCAGGGGGGCUUCCGGUCGGAUCUUCGCGGUUCGGCUGUCGGACAGGUCUUUGGCAGUGGUGAGUACUUUGCAAAGAACCCAGCGGUCUCGGUGAGUUACUGCAGAGGUGGCCACUACAUGCUGGUUUGUCAGCUUCUGCUGGGUGAGCAGUCUCUGCAGAGUAGCAACUCAGAUGGGGACCACAUCUGGGUAGAGGACAGCCAGUACUACGUCAUCUCGCAACCGGCUCAGGUCCUACCUCGCUUCCUUGUGAAGUUUGCCAAGGAUGGCACCCAGGACACCGAGCUGGAGCGGGUUCUGGCUAAAGGCCACUGGAGCACUAAAAAGGCGGAGGACAUUCUUCCUGUCCCUGCAAACCGGCCUUGUACCAUGAGUAGAGAUUAUGCCACAUUCCUGUGGAUAGGAUUUCUGCAUGCGCAUAUCUCUGACGACCAGCUCUACGAUGACACAAUGGCCUUCCUGCAAAGCCAUGCUCCAGCCUACACGGAGGGCGUCAAAGUGCAGAUCGUUCGAGGGAAGUUCAAGAAGGCACAUGCCGUUCUCAAGAAGGAGAUGCCGCGAGAGCUCGUGCACCGUCUCAACCGUCUUCCUUUCAUGGAAGAUGGACAGCAGCGCACCAUCUGCGUGGAAGAUGGCCAUGGCUCUCCAGAGCAGGACUGCCCAAAGUACAUCGCAAAGUACUGCCGAGGUCAGAACUUGCGCUUCACCAACCCCUGCUGGUGCAAACAUCCUGGUCGGGAGACUGACAGCGCAAGGUUCUCACUAGAAUAUGUGGAUCUUUGCAGUGCCAAGGGCAACGAAAUCCAGAGCAGGUUCAUGGCAUCGGCCCCUUUCCAGAACGGAGAGCCUGUGAUUGUGGGCAUCCGCCAGGUGAAGAAUCCCCUCCUCUCCAGGCUCCAUGAAGAGUACCGGCGUUACCUGAAGACUCGGCACCGUGAGGAGCCCACCGCGCGUGAACUCUUCCACGGCACCAACAACAACAUUCACGACAUCCUUUUCCAGCAUGGUCUGCAACCUCCCUCUGACUGCAACGCGUCAGAACGCUGCCCUGUGUCAGGAGGCAAAGGCUUGAGCACCACCCUCUGCACCAACUCCUGCAAAUUCUGCACUGAGAAGCAUGAGUGGGACCGUUGCCACAUGUUCGGCCUCGGCAUCUACCUGGCAGACAUGGCGCAGAAGUCGCACCGCUAUGUGUCGCAGCCCGGGGAUGGACGAAGCGGCCGGAAACAGUACAAGAUGAUCGUGUGCUCCGUCCUGGGCCGUGCUUUCAAGGUCGAGGGCCACUUGCGGACGAAGGAUGGCAUGCACGAUGUCGCGAACGUGAAGGCGCUGGUGCCCGAGGAGCUCGAGGAGAUGGUGGAGCCCUGCUGCGCUGCUCUUCGCAGGCCCGGGAGAGGAGGAGCCGCCUCUGCCUCCGAUCUCUCUUCCGA
Messenger RNA from Symbiodinium sp. CCMP2456, 3068 nucleotides. The record is from the annotation of a GenBank genome assembly. NCBI's taxonomy places the organism in Eukaryota, Dinophyceae, Suessiales, Symbiodiniaceae.